This is a messenger RNA of Drosophila sechellia, 1965 nucleotides long. It is a transcript of the gene natalisin, whose product is annotated as neuropeptide natalisin. The record is from RefSeq and is a predicted model, not a curated record. The coding region runs from base 202 to 1836 and encodes 544 amino acids. The transcript is spliced from 3 exons. NCBI's taxonomy places the organism in Eukaryota, Metazoa, Arthropoda, Insecta, Diptera, Drosophilidae.
CAGUCUCUACGUUUUUCUAAGAGCCAAAAACGCAGCGGAUGCCGCGGACUGGCCGCCUGGCUAACUGGCUUCUUCAAAGUGGCCGACGAGGCAGGAGUGGAGUGAAAUAAAAAUUGGCACAACUUCGAGAGACUGUAGUUGGAGUUGGAGUUGCUGUGUCCAAAGUCGCUCCUCGAUCCUCCGUCCAAGGCGGCAGACAGCAUGAGGCUCACGUUGGCCUGGCUCAGCCUCUGCCUGGCGAUUUAUUGCGGCGGUGGCCAUGGCCAUGGCAAUGUGGUCCUAUCUUUGCCACCAUCGCUUAUCGCCACGGCCACGAAGGCGGCCUUGAGCCACCAACGGCUGCAGCAGCAGCAGCAUCAGAAAAAGGAUGCACGCGUCCUGUUUGACAGCCCCGCCGAUGCACUGCGCGAUAUGAUGCACAACGGCAAUGGCUAUGGACCCAUGGAUUCUGGCAAAUUUAGCCUCUCCGAUGUGGAGCAACCAACAGCGCAGCGCUCUGAGGAUUUUAAUCGAAACGCAGAUGAUUUAGGGGCCAGGCAAUCAGCGCCGCAGGAAAUUGCAAUGGGAAUGGAACUGGGCAUGGGCCUGGGUCUGGGACCCAACAACUAUCGCACCACGCCCCCUCAUCGGUAUUGGGGCCAGCGUUGCCAGGGUCGAUCCGGCGGAUCUGGAUCCAGCAAGUGUCCGCAGGAAUACUAUCGCACGAUGUUGGCGGCCAGGAACAAAGAGGCGCUGUCCCGCCUCCACUUGCAGCUGAGUUCGAUGCAGGAUUCCGAUUCUGGGGCCAGCUCCUCCUCGGAUUCCGAGGAGGAAGAUGUCGACGACGAGGAGCAGAGCAACAACGAGGUCUUCAUGCUGCUAACUGGCGAACAGGAUCUGAUGAAGUUCCUGCACUGGGCCAUGCAGCUCCUGUAUCCCAUUGAACGUCCUUUGGGCAAUCUGAGCGAUGGAGCUGCCGAGAACUACUAUCCGGGCAUGUUUCUCUGGAAGAAACUAAAUCUGUCGGGCCAUCUGGAACCCCCACUUAUUGUGGAUGAGCCCCAGUAUGUGCUGGUCAGAAGGGAAAAGCUCUUCGAUGGCUAUCAAUUUGGAGAAGACAUGAGCAAGGAGAACGAUCCCUUCAUACCGCCUCGAGGUCGCAAGCACAGCGGAUCGCUGGACCUGGACGCCCUGAUGAACCGGUACGAACCCUUUGUGCCCAAUCGCGGCAAGCGCGACAAGGUCAAGGAUCUGUUCAAGUAUGACGACCUGUUCUAUCCGCAUCGCGGCAAAAAGCAUCGCAACCUCUUCCAAGUGGACGAUCCCUUCUUUGCCACCCGGGGCAAGAAGCUGCAGCUCCGGGAUCUUUACAACGCCGACGAUCCAUUCGUUCCGAAUCGCGGCAAGCGGCACUUGACAGCCAGUGCCGGGAAAUUGGGUGAGAGGAUAGCGGGUGGUGGAAAAUGGCCAGAUGACAGCAACAACUACUGGCCGCUAAGAAUGUCAACGCAUAAAAUUAAUGGUUACGAUCAAUCAGUCAGGCCAUCACUGUCAGUGGAGGAUGCUGCUGCAUCGUUGGCUUCUUGGCGACUGCCCGCUAAUAGAUUGCACUCGACAAGAUCAAUGUCAGCCGAUCUGCCGCAGCAAUUGCUCUUGCCACAUGUCCGCUUCAUUGGCAAUCCGAACAUGCGCCAGCAGCAGCAUCAGGUGAAAACCCCAUCCUGGCCAGCAGAGGAGCGCCUCCGGAGAUCCAUCCUGGCCCCGGGCGAACCAAACGAUGCCCACGAGACACAAUUAACGCAAUCGCACCCGGCUAAUCCACAUUUGGUCACCGAUACGGACAACCUAAACAUUUAAAUGCGGCGAGCGAAUUUCGUUUUCGGAUUGGAUUUAUUUGGCUUUUCAGUUUUCGGCUUGGGGCACCGUUUUCCUCGACUCAUGUAGACACAACUAUAUGGCACACAAUAAAGUACAGCAUGCAAUUGA